Molecule: messenger RNA, 3048 nt
Organism: Pseudomassariella vexata
Lineage: Eukaryota; Fungi; Ascomycota; Sordariomycetes; Amphisphaeriales; Pseudomassariaceae
Product: required for hyphal anastomosis
Exons: 7
Coding region: 1-3048 (1015 amino acids)
Biological process (GO): cytoskeleton organization
Cellular component (GO): cytosol
Source: RefSeq, a predicted model, not a curated record
AUGAAUUCGCUGUGGACAUCGAAAGCCGGCAGCGACAUGCCCGAUGGGUCUAAAGGGCCUGUGGAUGUAGCGGAUACAGGAGUCGCCGCCGAAGGUACAUCCGGACCGACCCAUCCAACCUCAGGCCAACCGCCAGUUCGACCGGGCCUACAGAGGAAUUCCAUGUCCAUCCCGCCGCCCCAACCUCCGCAGGGAAACCAGCUGCCCGAUUCUCUGUCUCUGGCCCAGCUCCGCCUCAUUGUCUCAGAAUUCCCCCGCACCGAGGCAGUGGCAUACGACUUCGUCUAUUCCGACACGGGGCCGCAUGCUGAAGAGAUCGACGAGUGGUUCGUCUAUCAGUUCUGGCAAUGGGUGCGACUUAACACGGCGCAACGAGGCUUUGAAGCUCAAUGGGAGCAGGAUGUCGGAUCUAAGCACGAAUACAUGGAAUGGGAUGAGGCAACCGACGACAUUAGAUCCACCUUCGUGCGCAGCGCUCUCGAGCAAAUCAAGACGAACCAGAAUGCCCCCCGCGCAGCUGCGGUGGGCAGGAUCAUGUAUAUUGUCUUGGGACGAUGGAGUGAUACCGCCGGCACCCCACCUUACGGUGACAAGUCGAAGCUUCGGAGCGCUGCUGCCCCCGACCAGCUGGCGGCAAUGAAGGCUGGCAUCAAGUUGGUUGCCCAACUAGACGGCCUGCCCGUUGUGUGGACGGCUAUGCAGAAUGCUCUCGACGUAUUGGCUGUAGAGUCGCCGAGAUCGCCGCCCGAUAAUAUCCAGGAAACCCAGGACGAAUUGAUGAACUUAAUGACUAUCAUGUAUAUGACCAUACAGGAGGUAUUGAAUGAUCGAAAGGGUAUGGCUUGGGUGCGGGAAAAAUUACUAGAAUUGAACCCCAACAUUGCGUCUUACAUGUUGGAUGUCGUGGCUAAAAUGAGGUGGAUGGACGGUACUUUGAUACCUAUGACUCAGUCCCUGCUAUUGCUCUGGAAAUGCAUUCUCGUGGUAUUUGGAGGAACCGAAGAGAUCGCAGAAACCAAGAAGGCGCUUAGUGAGACUUCGGCUGAUGAUAAAGACAACGACAUCAUCACUGCAUCUCCGUUAGACUAUCAUGUCUUCCGACAGGAAAUAUCUUCGAAAUACCCAGCGUAUGUUCCACCACAGCUGCCCUUACCACUAGAAGCAGAUAAAACCUCGCUCUUGCCCCCGUUGCCCAAUCAUCCCACGCGCAACAAUGGCUCCAACGGUAUUUUGCCUGCGCCGCCGAACUCACAAAGCGGCGGAGCUUCUAUCCUGCAUCAGCCAGUACAUAUUGCCACCCCUGCACCGUCUCCGCCACCAUCACCGAAUGUAGGCGGAAAGGGUGGCAAGAAGCAGAAUUACCAAACAAACCAAAAUUUUCCGUUUAUGUAUCCGCCUCUAGAUGCCACAAGUAACAGCGCAGGUGGCAAGGGCGGUGCGGGCUUGCAAGACUUUCUGGUUGGUCGUAAGUGGGAAGGGAGCGAUAUCCCUACUUCGAUCAAAGAGGCCGGAGAACUAUUCUCCAAACGAGUACGAAUGACUAGAGCCAUCCGACAACUUUGGGAAGAACGAGAACGGUUUCUAAAGUUUGAAAGGGGCUGGGACCCGUCUGAUGACGACCUUGACAGUCUUGAUCUUGAUGCUCUGUCAGUUGGUAACGAUGAUGACGUAGAUGACGACAAGCUUCUUGCUGUGAUCGAGAAAAGGACAGAGAAGUCGCAAGAGCCUGAUAUAGACUACGGUCCGAACGAGAAUCUCGAUAAGACUAUCAAAUGGCGUCUUCAGGCUGUCGAAAAGUUUUACGAUAAUGCUCUGCCCCAACUGCAGUCUGUAGUCAUGGUCCUUAUGAAGGCCGUUCUCUACAAUGUUACUGCAUGCAUUACCAUGCCGCAGGGUCGCAUGCCUGACGGUAUGGGCAACAAUGCUCGCAUGGGCCAAGGCGGGCAACCUAUGUUCAGAGGCCAGGACGCUCCUGCCGGGACAAACGGUUUGGGCCCUACAGACACUGCUGAUAUGUCGUUGGAGGAACUCGAUCAGGCGAGAGCACGUGAGAUCGAGGGAAAGGCACUGACGGGGACCCUUCUUCUCCUGUUGAAGUGGUUCAAAAUUUCACACAUCUUGAAGUUCGAAUACUUGACCCAGCUAUUACUGGACUCUAACUACCUGCCUCUGGUUCUCAAGCUGUUUGCGCAUCAAGACGUUCAGCAGGUGGUGGACAGCAAGACCGAUCGAUUGGAACACAGUUUUUUUCAAUUUUGCAAUCUCCGGGCUCUUCCAAACCAUAAGCCCGUCGAACCAACAGAAAUAGACGGGCCAGAUGAUGAAAGUGAGGAUGAUGCCAUGCCGCCACCUAUCAAACGCCGGAAAUCGCCCCCGAGGCCCACGCCUGCCACAGCCCAGGGUAGUGAGCCGGGGUCAAACCCAGACGCCCAGGCACCACUUCGUCCGGAAGUUGACGAGCUUGGAUAUCCCGUUAACCCACUUCCAAAAGAACCCAUCACUGACUUUUCCCGACGCAAUUUCUUCUCCCUCAUCAACUACCUCCGAAUCCUGCAGAAGAUCUGCAAAAACAAAGCGCAUCGGAAUCUUCUGCUCGUGCAGUACAAAUCCUCCAACAUCAUCCGGAAAUCGCUCAAAGUGCCCCAGGAUGAACUGCGUCUGUACACCUUGAAGCUAUUUAAGAACCAGGUUCCCUACUGUGGCCGGAAGUGGCGACAGAGCAACAUGCGCGUCAUCACGGCGGUAUACCUCCACUGCCGCCCCGAACUGCGUGACGAGUGGCUGGCCGGCAGCGACGUCGAUGCCGAGGUGGAGGAGGCGCUGCCGUUGGAGCAAGCGCUCCGCAGUCUGACGCACUGGUGCAAUGUGCAGAGAUACCCCGAGAAGAUGGCUGCCGAUGUGAGAGAGGCGCUGCAGGAGGAACAGGAUUUCUUCAAGCGCGAGCUCGAGAAAUUGGAAGUGAACUGGCCGGAUGCUGGCGUAGUCGAGAGUAUAGAGGGAGAAUGGGGGCCGGGGCCUACGGGUGCAUGGCCACAAGGCCCCUGCUGA